AGAAGUGAUGGAGGGAGAGAGAGGGAGGGGAGGAGAGGGACAGAGUGUAUGUUCAGCUCUCUCCUUCAUUCAUUUUCCUUCAGUCCGUGACUGACGUGACUUGCGUGUGACUGUCAGAAGCCUCACCUCUGCGCAAUCAUGUUUCGGGCCAUCGGUCCCAUUUGUGUUCUUGUCUUUGCACUCCUCUUUGUGUGCAUGGAUGCACGUCCCGAAUCGCCAGGCCGCUCAAGGCGCGCUCCUGCUGCCAAAGUGCGACUGGCAGGUAUCGGCCACAGAGAAAACGAGGGACGAGUUGAAGUCCUGCACAACGGGAAAUGGGGCACCGUAUGUGACGAUGAGGUCGACAUUAAACUCGCUAAUGUGGUUUGUAGGGAACUGGGUUUCCAAAGUGGCAUAACAUGGGCGCACAGUGCCAAAUACGGAGAGGGAGAGGGCCCCAUUUGGAUGGAUAAUGUGAGGUGUGAAGGAAUGGAGAAAACUCUGAAAGACUGCAAGUCGAACGGAUGGGGUGUUCAUGACUGCAAGCACUCCGAGGAUCUCGGGGUGGUCUGCAGUCCAGAGAGAAGGCUGGACCAAGUGCAUCCUGGAGUCACCAGAAGAGGGCACACCAUCUCUCUCAGGCCAAAUGCAGUCACCUCGAACCGUUGGCAGGACAUUUACUCCAGUUCAAGGACACCUGCACAUCUCAGACAAAGCAAUGGGCAUUCCCAGGAUAAUACCAGAACGGAUCAAUUCUCCAGACAGCAGUUUCAUAAUCCGUCUGCCAGUAGGGUGAGGAUUGAGGAAGUCCGCCUCAAGCCGAUCUUGAUGGUUACAAAGAAGCGUGCUCUUGUUACGGAAGGUGUGGUGGAAGUAAAGCAUGCUGGGAGAUGGAGACAGGUGUGUGAUAAAGGCUGGAGUCUGAACAGCAGCAGAGUUGUGUGUGGGAUGCUUGGCUUUCCUGACGCGGAGCAGCCCAACAUGAACACUUACAAAAAAAUAUGGGAUAAGAAAGUCAAGGAUUCAACAACCAGAUUGAGUCAGAUGACCAAGAAGAAGGGAUGCUGGGUUGAGAAAGUACAUUGCCUGGGCACAGAGCCCAGUCUGGUGGAGUGUCAUGCCCAGCUGUCAAUCCCUCGAAGCCCUGGCCCCUGUAAGAAUGGUCGCCAUGCAGUGGCCCGCUGUGUCCCAGGACCACAGUUUGCUCGUAUGUCCUCUGGCCGACCCCAGGCACCUCACCCUUCAGAGCUGCCGGUGCGUCUGAAGGCAGGACCACGUCUGGGAGAAGGAAGAGUCGAGGUUCUCCGUGAGGGAAAGUGGGGAACUGUGGUUGACCACCGGUGGGACCGGAUCUCAGCCAGCGUGGUGUGCAGAGAGCUGGGCUUCGGCACUGCCAAAGAGGCUCUUACCGGAGCAUACAUGGGUCAAGGGACGGGGCCAAUCCACAUGAACUCAGUGCAGUGCACUGGCACAGAGCGCUCCAUUUUGGAUUGUUACUUCCAGGAAGUCCCUCCCUGGACAUUCAAACACAGCCAGGAUGCUUCUGUCAAAUGUUAUGUUCCUAAGACAGGGUUUGAGACCACGGUGCGGUUGGCGGGCGGCAGGGACCCGGCUGAGGGUCGUGUGGAGGUGCUAAUGGAGGUGGGGGGCAGAAAGCGCUGGGGGACGAUUUGCAGUGAGAACUGGGGAAUAAAUGAAGCUAUGGUGGUAUGCAGGCAGCUGGGCUUUGGUUUCGCCGCACGUGCCCAUCAGGAGACAUUUUAUUGGCAAGGAGACCCUGCAGCUGAAGAAGUGCUAUUGAGUGGGUCUCACUGUGUGGGAACAGAAAUGUCCAUCCAGCAGUGCCGUCGUAACAGUUAUGUCCACUGCCCUCGAGGAGGUGGAGCUAAAGCAGCAGGCGUCACCUGUUCCGAAACGGCACCUGACCUGGUUUUGGAUGCGCAGCUCGUGCAGGAGAGCGCUUACCUGGAAGACAGGCCUCUGCACCUGCUCACCUGUGCGCAUGAGGAGAACUGUCUUUCUUCCUCUGCCAACCGUAUGCAGUGGCCGUAUGGGCACCGCCGCCUUCUGCGUUUCUCCUCCCGUAUCAUGAACUUGGGCAGAGCUGACUUUCGUCCACGUGCCUCAAGAGAGUCCUGGACCUGGCACCAGUGCCACAGACAUUAUCACAGCAUUGAAGUGUUCACACAUUAUGACCUCCUCACACUCAACGGAAGCCGAGUGGCAGAAGGACACAAAGCCAGUUUCUGUCUGGAAGACACCUACUGCCCUGAUGGACUUCAAAAGCGCUUUUCAUGUUACAAUUACGGAGAUCAAGGCAUUACAGUGGGUUGCUGGGACACUUACCGCCACGAUAUCGACUGCCAGUGGAUAGACAUCACUGAUAUCAGACCUGGAGACUACAUCAUGCAGGUUGAGGUAAAUCCGUCGCUGGACAUGGCUGAAUCAGACUUUAUGAACAAUGUCAUGCGUUGUCGAUGUAAAUAUGAUGGACACAGAGUGUUUAUGUAUGGCUGUCAUGCAGGCGAUGCCUACAGUGCUGAAACUGAGGAUUUAUUCGAACAUCAGCAUCAGAUCAGCAAUAACUUCAUUUGAGCCUGGUAAAGAGAGGUGAGAGUAGAGGAUGUUCAUUAAAGGCUCCCAGAAAUGCGGCUAAUUGGACAAUAAACUGGGUGAAAGAUGAGGAGAUCUCAGCGGAUCUCAGAACAGUCUACCAUUAGCACUAAUAAGUGGACGCUACAUCCCUAAACAGUUUUCUCUAUGGAACUGAAUUAACUCUUCCUGAUGUUUGGAAAUCAAAUGAAAGGCUUAGUUCACCUAAAAUUAGAUUCUGUCACAGUUUUUCUUAGUAUUUGACUUUUGUUUUUAAGUACAGAAACAUACUGGUUGCCCCUUUCCACCCAUUUGCAAUGAAUAGAGACUGGAGCUUAUUUAAGACAAUUGAUAUCUGUAUUGCUUUCUUGAGAUCUACUACGGAUGUCAACAUUUAUAGUAAAUAAUAGCUUAAUUUUCAGUCAGACUGCCUGGCACACAUGGUUUUGUAUGAGAAGAUUUGGUAUUUACUUUUAUUAUGUAUCUAUAGUGCAUUGUUUGCAAUAUUGGAGUUUGAUAGUUCCAGUCCUUUUUACUUUCAUUUUAUUGAAAAGAGUGGAUAUUAUAUUCCUCAAAAAUUCUCAUUUUGUAUUCCAUCAUAUGAGUCAUAUGAAUCAUAUGAGUGUCUUUUAUGGCCAGUUCACACUGUACCAACAGAUUGCGACAAGUGGUAACAGAUACACUUGUCAGGUUUUGUCUGAUCAGUGUGUCAUCGUGUGCUGGCAUUGGUUGGCGCUUGUUUUCGCCAACUGAAUCUGCAUUUGUUGGCUCUUGGAAUAUCUGAGAAGUGACAUACUGGUCGGCUGUCAUUGAUGGUCUGUGUCUGAUGGUGUGGUGUGAACUGGCCUUUAGUGGUCACUGUUUUCAUAGUAGACUCUUUUAUCGGAUUAAUGCCCAGAGCUUUGGAAUGAGUGGUGUGCUUAGAAAUCCCUUUCAUUUCUUUUCAAACUUUUACUGGCUCGGUUAGUUUGACAUCCAGUGAAACCCUGUGCAGCAGAGGCCCUUGUUCAGAGCCACAGGAGUCAGUAAAUAAAGCCAGGAUCUGUAUUUUUGGGUGAACUGUUCCUUUAAUUAUUUUCCAUUGAAUAACUAGGACAUUGUUUUCAGAAACAAAGUUAGCUGCAGUUGUUGUUGAUCAUCUGGUUAAAAAUAUAACUUGGGACCAUGAGACUAGCAUUAGAAAAUAACGAAUUUUUAAAAUUGUUUUCAUGUACCAAUAUAUUUAUUUCUUGACGUUAUAGAUUAAUUAUAGAAAAAAUGUGUCAUUAUAGAAUAAAUAUAUUUGUACAAUGUUUAUUGUUUUCAUUUUUAACUAAUUUGAACUACAUUUUCAUACCAAAAAAAAAAAAAAAAAAAAAAAAAAGAAAAAAAGAAAAAAGUUUGUUCACCUUUUCUGUUCAUUUAUGAGUUUAAUAUGUAAUUUGAAUUCUUCUGUUUGAGUUAUGCACUUUAUUGAUGGAUGUCAGUAUUCUGGAAGAAAUAGGUCAUUCACUACCAUCUUUCAACACACACUUCUGUUUGUUUGUUUAUUAAUAUGUUAAAGUAUUUAUGCCUUCUUUCCAUUUUUUAAUAGACCUUUUUAAUAAUUUUUCGAUGACUUUCCUGAU
Molecule: messenger RNA, 4178 nt
Organism: Cyprinus carpio (common carp)
Lineage: Eukaryota; Metazoa; Chordata; Actinopteri; Cypriniformes; Cyprinidae
Gene: loxl4
Product: lysyl oxidase like 4
Biological process (GO): peptidyl-lysine oxidation
Cellular component (GO): membrane
Molecular function (GO): protein-lysine 6-oxidase activity; copper ion binding
Source: RefSeq, a predicted model, not a curated record